Molecule: messenger RNA, 774 nt
Organism: Pseudozyma hubeiensis SY62
Lineage: Eukaryota; Fungi; Basidiomycota; Ustilaginomycetes; Ustilaginales; Ustilaginaceae
Exons: 1
Coding region: 1-774 (257 amino acids)
Biological process (GO): maturation of SSU-rRNA from tricistronic rRNA transcript (SSU-rRNA, 5.8S rRNA, LSU-rRNA)
Cellular component (GO): nucleus
Source: RefSeq, a predicted model, not a curated record
AUGCACAGACGACGCAGCUCCGAGAAAUUUUUCGAUUGCCGUGCUUCUUCUCCACCUUGCUGCUGUCAUCUUCUUCCUCCUUCUCGUACAGACAUCGCCGUCAUGUCUGCCCAAGCUUCAACCUCAACAUCCGGCGCAGCGGCGGCUGAAGAGCAGCCAACGCCGCAGCAGCUCCUCUUCGCCAAGUCCAUCAUGCUUACGUUUGAGCUGUGGCCUGCAAUGCGUCUCGCCGUUUCGGAAGAAUGGGGCGGCCCCGACUCCGCCGACAAGCGCGACUUUUUGCUAUCGCACCUUUGCGACGAGUACGGUAACCCAGGCUCCGCAUUCGAGCCCGAUCUCGAUGACCUUGCAGACGUCCUCGAGCACUACAUGAUUGACGAGUACGAAGCGCGCCUCGAAGACGGCUCCCCAGACUGGGUCGCUGGCCGCAUUGUGGGCCUGCACCGCGUCAUUUUCGGUCCCGACGACGAUCUCGCACGCGCUCAAGCUGCAGUAGCUGAGCUCGAAAAGGCCUACCAGGAUCUCAAGGGCAAGAAGGCCACAUUUCAACAGGGUCCCAAUCAGGAUGGAGAGGUGGAUUCGCACAGCGAGGACGAAGACAUGCGUGACGCGAGAAGCAUGGCGCAGCAGCAUGGCGGGAUCACCGAGGCGGAUAGGCAAGGUGCACAAGCCGGGCUGGAACAGGACCAGGCGAGAUCGACAAGAGAGCCGCAGCAGCCCAUCAUUGACGAAGAUGGAUUCGAGACGGUUGUUUCGCGAAGGCGUCGCAAGUAA